Messenger RNA from Vicugna pacos (alpaca), 1839 nucleotides. Its product is annotated as cell cycle control protein 50C-like. Gene Ontology annotation, biological process: phospholipid translocation. Lineage: Eukaryota; Metazoa; Chordata; Mammalia; Artiodactyla; Camelidae. Gene Ontology annotation, cellular component: endoplasmic reticulum; Golgi apparatus; plasma membrane. The record is from RefSeq and is a predicted model, not a curated record.
UUUAUAUAGAGUAGUAUCUGCAAAUCCUGAACUCAUAUAAGUCUUAAUAUUACCUUUAUGUGUUAUUGCUGUAAGCAGUAAUGCUACAAAUGUCUUGAAAGUAUAUCUGCGUCACCUGCAGGGCCAAAAUGAAGAGGGGAUCCCACGAUUGCCAGUCCAGAUUGCCAGACAAUACUGCUUUGAAGCAGCAGCAAUUGCCUGCCUACCGGCUACAGCUCACAGCCACCAUAAUCCUCUCUGGAUUUUUUAUCACAGGAGUGUUCUGCCUUGGUGUGGGUGUCAUCCUUCUCUUGUCUGCAAAGAACAUCAAGGAAGUAGAGAUUAAUUACACAGAAAAAUGUUCAGAUUGUGCAAAACUGCGGGAAAACACUGCUAAUUUUGACAAAGAAUGCACUUGCUCUAUUCCCUUCUACCUCCCAGAGGCAAUGAAGGGUGACGUUUAUAUGUUCUACAAACUGUACGGCUUCUAUCAGAACCUCUAUCAAUAUGUUCUAUCCAGGAGUAAUAGCCAACUGAUGGGUAUAGAUAUAAAGGAUGUUAGUAACUGUGCUCCUUUCAAAAACUCCCACAACGGGAUCCCCAUCGCUCCUUGUGGUGCUAUUGCCAACAGCAUAUUCAAUGACACCAUUGUUCUUUCAUACAACCUUAAUUCAUCUAUGAGUAUCAAGGUCCCAAUGCUAAGGAGUGGAAUUUCAUGGUGGACAGACAAAUAUGUCAAGUUUUGGAAUCCAAGUUCCCAAAAUCUUUCUAGUGCGUUUGCAGGAACUGCAAAGCCCCCAUCCUGGCCCAAGCCCGUCUAUGAACUGGAUGAAGAGGAUCCAGAAAACAACGGCUUCAUCAAUGAGGACUUCAUCGUGUGGAUGCGGACGGCCGCCUUUCCCACUUUCAAAAAGCUUUACCGCCGACUCAGUCGAAUACAACAUUUUACUGAAGGCUUGCCGGCUGGUAGCUAUAGUUUCGGCAUCACCUACAAUUUUCCAGUAACCAAGUUUCAAGGAGAAAAAUCAGUUGUUCUUUCCACCCUGACCUGGAGUGGAGGCAGUAGCCUCUUCUUAGGUCUCGCAUACACAGUGACAGGAGCCCUGACAUGGCUGGCCUUCUUUGCCAUGGUGGCAAUUCACUUGAGGCUGAAAGGAAGGAAAACGUUAUUUCACCAGGAGUAAAGUCAAGCUUUAAAAAGAAAAGCAGGAAACACAGAAGUGGACGGUGAAGUAAUGCAGCCAAAGAUCCUUGACAAGCUUCAACGUGACUGGGAUAUUUCAUCAAGGGAACUGAAUUAACUGAUCAAGUACAUUCCCAGAUGAAUAAAUAAUGAGAGUUUCAGAGUGAAGAAGAAGAAAAGAAGAUGAGGAGGAGGCCUAAUUAGGUAUAGUAAAAUGUCCUGAGAAUGGGGAAGAUAAAUCAUCCUUGAGCUCUACACCAAGUCUUGGGUAUUUAUUUGAAGCCCUUGUGCCUGAAGGUAGGUGAAUACCUAAAAGAGUGGCAUCGCCAGACAAGAGUAUGUAAGCCUGGGGUCCCCAAGAUUGACCAUCAGUCAGGCUCAGACAAUGAGUCUUCGCAGGCUGGUUGAAAUGAUAGACUCCCCAACAGCAAUUGUUAACGUUGAAUUGAGCGAUAAGGGUGGUUUUUGAAAACAGAUUUAUUAAAUGUUUUCUCCUUUCUGUUGAGUCAAAAUAAAGUCUUUUCUGCAAAGAGUAAACCAAAGUUAUAGCAGUGCCUCAGCAUCCAAAAUACAUAAGUACGCCAAAAGGAAGUGUAGGGAUUUCCCUAAAAUUUCCAUGUAGCCAAGAGGGAAGCAUGGAAAGUGACUGAAUCUCUCAAAAACCACUCAACGUUUGA